AUGAUCGAUGAAAAUUUACCCACGUUCUUCCUCAAGAACAACUCAAAACAACCUCAGAUCAGCACAAUAUAUCAUAGUCAACAUGGCAAUGACCCCGAACCUGCUUAUUCCUUGCACGCGCUUGACCCCACCGCCCCAACAUCACAGAACCGCUACGGAGUCGCGCUGUACGACCCUUACGUGACAGGCGUUGUCUAUGGCGAGGUGGCUGUAGCUCCAGAUUGGACCCAACCGAGUCUGUCGGCAGACGCAAUACGAGCAAAUGGCGGCGUAGUGCCCCCCCCAGAACCCAUCCUCCCUACCGAUUUUACCAUCCAGCUUUACAACCCCGACCAAGAGAUCACAGUUAAAUAUCAUACAAAAUCGUGGAACAAACCAGCCCGGUGGGAAUUUGAGAUGCCUCAAACCACAUUCCGAGUUCCUUCCGCUUCAGCGCUAGACCAGACUCAGAUCGAUCCGUCUAUUGCUGACAUUACUCCGAAAUUGAGGUUCAGCUGGCGCAAGGAUGGAAAGCUGUCAAAGGAUUUGACAUGCCUGUUACACGGCAAAACUUCAAGAAUUCCCGACACUCGAUCAAAGAGCCGUGAGCCAGAUAUUACGGUCGCUCUAUUUCAAGGACUGAAGGAGCUUACUCUAUACGAGCCCAAUCUCUACCGCGUCGAGAUGGAAGAUACCAAGGGUUUGGAGGUCGUGCUCCUCUUAGCUGCCGUUGCAAUUCGAGAUAUUUUCUUUGGGCCUGCCAAGGAGGCUUUUCAUAUCACCCCCGGUGGGCUGAACGAAGGUCACAAGCAAGCAGCAGUGCCAACUUCAAUUGCGGCGACGGCCACACCAGCUAGUGAUCCCAGGCCCGACCGGAAGAACCCACAGGCCCGACCCCCUAAGCCAGCAAUGAAUGGAAAGCCAUCGCCACCUCGACUCAGCAUUCCGAACUCCUCAUCUCCGGCCCCACAAGAGAGAAGGCGACAGGACGAACUCGCAAAACAGGAAGAGGAGCGACGAACCCAGGAGGUUCUCGCCGCAGAAAAAAAAAGCACGGCGUAG
This is a messenger RNA of Penicillium psychrosexuale, 1041 nucleotides long. RefSeq lists its product as uncharacterized. NCBI's taxonomy places the organism in Eukaryota, Fungi, Ascomycota, Eurotiomycetes, Eurotiales, Aspergillaceae. Bases 1 to 1041 code for a protein of 346 amino acids. The record is from RefSeq and is a predicted model, not a curated record. The transcript is spliced from 2 exons.